Molecule: messenger RNA, 2016 nt
Organism: Odocoileus virginianus texanus
Lineage: Eukaryota; Metazoa; Chordata; Mammalia; Artiodactyla; Cervidae
Source: RefSeq, a predicted model, not a curated record
AUGAAAGUGUACCACAUCAGGGCGAUACCUGGCUUCAACUGCGAGCGAGCAUCUCCAAGUCAGCCAGCGUCCCAAGUGGCAGCGGAGAAAGCCGCGAGAAGCGGAUACGUGGGAAGCGGAGACCGGGAAGCACAGCCCCGCGAGCCGGCACCUGCGCGCUGCGCCCCGCCGCCGGGAUCCUGCGAGGGCGGCCGCGUCCGCGACGCUUGUGGCUGCUGCGAGGUGUGCGGCGCGCCCGAGGGGGCCGAGUGCGGCCUGCAAGAGGGUCCCUGCGGCGAGGGGCUGCAGUGCGUGGUGCCCUUCGGAGUGCCAGCCUCGGCCACGGUACGGCGGCGAGCGCAAUCUGGCCUCUGCGUGUGCGCCAGCAACGAGCCGGUGUGCGGCAGCGACGCCAAAACCUACGCCAACCUGUGCCAGCUGCGCGCCGCCAGCCGUCGCUCCGAGCGGCUGCAUCAGCCUCCGGUCAUCGUCCUGCAGCGCGGCGCCUGCGGCCAAGGUCAGGAAGAUCCCAACAGUCUGCGCCAUAAAUACAACUUUAUUGCCGACGUCGUGGAGAAGAUAGCUCCUGCCGUGGUUCACAUCGAACUGUUUCGCAAGCUUCCUUUUUCUAAGAGGGAAGUGCCAGUGGCGAGCGGGUCUGGAUUCAUCGUGUCCGAAGAUGGACUGAUUGUGACAAACGCCCAUGUGGUGACCAACAAGCACCGGGUCAAAGUCGAGCUGAAGAACGGCGCCACCUAUGAGGCCAAGAUCAAAGACGUAGACGAGAAGGCGGACAUUGCCCUUAUCAAAAUCGACCACCAGGGGAAGCUGCCCGUGCUACUGCUUGGCCGAUCCUCAGAGCUGCGGCCGGGAGAGUUCGUGGUCGCCAUCGGGAGUCCGUUUUCCCUCCAAAACACGGUCACCACUGGGAUCGUCAGCACCACCCAGCGCGGUGGCAAGGAACUGGGGCUCCGGAACUCCGACAUGGACUACAUCCAGACAGACGCCAUCAUCAACUAUGGAAACUCCGGAGGUCCAUUAGUAAACCUGGAUGGUGAAGUGAUUGGAAUUAACACACUCAAAGUGACAGCUGGAAUCUCCUUUGCAAUUCCAUCUGAUAAGAUUAAAAAGUUCCUAACGGAAUCCCAUGAUCGACAAGCCAAAGGCAAAGCCAUCACCAAGAAGAAGUAUAUCGGCAUCCGAAUGAUGUCACUCACACCCAGCAAAGCCAAGGAGUUGAAGGAUCGCCACCGAGACUUCCCCGAUGUACUUUCAGGAGCGUAUAUCAUUGAAGUAAUUCCUGAUACCCCCGCAGAAGCGGGGGGGCUCAAGGAAAAUGAUGUCAUCAUCAGCAUCAAUGGACAGUCGGUGGUCUCCGCCAACGACGUCAGCGACGUCAUUAAGAAGGAAAGCACCCUGAACAUGGUUGUCCGCCGGGGCAACGAAGACAUUAUGAUCACCGUGAUUCCCGAAGAAAUUGACCCGUAGGCAGAGGCAUGAGCUGGACUCCAUGUUUCCCUCAGAGACUCUCCGGUGGACGAUGCUCAGUGACUCUGGGGCUGGUGGCACCGGAUGCCCAAGACUUGACUGCCAUGUUGCUUGUUCCGCAGAAACACUGGCCAGCAGAACCCUUCUUGGUAGUUUGCAGGCAAAAGCCAAUGUAAAACGUUGUAGACCCGCAGGCAGAAGCUCUCCCUUCUGUAUCCUAUGUACGCAGUGUGCUUUUUCUUGCCAGCUUGGACCGUCCCUGCUCGGACAGUCAGCAUUUGUCUUCUCCUUUAACCGAGUCACCAUCUUAGUCCAGCUAAAGCUGUUGCUGUAACGCAUAGAUAAGAGGAAGGUCCCAUGGGAGCCAGGAUGGUACCAGGCGUGUUUAUGCUUUCUUCCGAGUCAGCACCCAGAGGAGGGAGAUGCUGAGACAACGGGAGGGUGAGCGCUGGCUUCCGGAAUGGCCACAGUUGCCUCUUUUAGGAAUCUCUUCAGAACUGGGAGCACAGUGACUUGGAGUUUGAGUUAUUAAAAUACUUGUUCAUACUU